CUAGCCGAUUCUGAAAAUUUUCCACAUAAGAAGAAGAAACACAGACCCAACUCACACACUCCACACGCCACAACCUCCACACUCUCCUCCUCCAAUGGCUCCCGCCGCAAUCAAGAAGAAAGCUACAAAACAGCAACGCAAAUCUCCGAUGAAGCCCAAAAAACCCAAGCACUUCACUCCCAAGGAAGAUUCUCCCGCCGAAUCCGAAGAAGAAGCUCCACAGCUACUCGAACUCGGAAGCGACGACGGCGGCGGCGACGACUCCGCUUCUGAUUUCUCCGACGGGGAUGAUCCUUUGGUUGACGAUUUCCUCCAAGGAAGUGAUGAUAAUGAAGGGAAAGCCUCGGCCUCGGCUUCGGGUUCGGAAUCUGAUUCUGAUUCUGAUUCGGAUAUUGAGGGGAGGUCGGGAAGGAUUGAUAAAGAAAGGAAGAGAGUAGAAGAGGAUGCGAUAGCUGAAUUGCAGCUCAAUAUCAAAGAUGAGUCUGACGAGUUCAGAUUACCAACCAAGCAGGAACUUGAGGAGGAGACUCAACGCCCACCUGAUCUUCCCAACCUUCAGAGGAGAAUUAAAGAGAUUGUUCGCGUUCUUUCAAAUUUUAAGGCCUUGAGGCAAGAGGAUGCGACAAGGAAGGAUUACAUUGAGCAGCUCAAGACUGAUAUAUGUUCGUACUAUGGCUACAAUGAGUUUCUAAUUGGCGCUCUAGUUGAGAUAUUUCCAGUUGUUGAACUUAUGGAGCUGAUUGAAGCCUUUGAAAAGCCUCGCCCUACAUGUCUGAGGACUAACACUUUAAAGACACGUAGACGGGAUUUAGCAGAUGUUUUGAUAAACAGAGGAGUAAAUCUGGAUCCUCUAAGCAAAUGGUCAAAAGUUGGACUUGUUGUGUAUGAUUCUCAAGUACCAAUUGGUGCCACUCCAGAGUAUAUGGCUGGUUUCUACAUGCUUCAAAGUGCAAGUUCAUUUCUUCCUGUGAUGGCCUUGAAUCCUCAAGAGAAGGAACGUGUUGUUGAUAUGGCGGCUGCGCCUGGUGGUAAAACAACAUAUAUUGCCGCUCUGAUGAAGAACACUGGUAUAAUUUUUGCAAAUGAGAUGAAGGUACCACGGCUCAAGUCACUGACUGCAAAUUUGCAUCGUAUGGGUGUAUCAAACACUGUAGUAUGUAACUAUGAUGGAAAGGAGCUUCCGAAGGUUUUGGGUCUCAAUACCGUUGAUAGGGUAUUAUUGGAUGCUCCUUGCAGUGGAACUGGGGUUAUAUCCAAAGAUGAGUCCGUUAAAACCUCUAAACAUUUGGAAGAUAUACAGAAAUGUGCCCAACUACAGAAGGAGCUCAUUCUUGCUGCAAUUGACAUGGUGGAUGCUAAUUCAAAAUCUGGGGGGUACCUUGUAUAUUCCACAUGCUCAAUUAUGGUUGCUGAGAAUGAAGCAGUUAUUGAUUAUGCCCUUAAAAGGAGGGAUGUUAAGCUGGUUGCUUGUGGACUUGACUUUGGACGUCCAGGGUUUACAAAGUUUAGGGGGCAACGCUUUCAUCCGUCCUUAGAUAAGACGAGACGUUUCUAUCCUCAUGUACACAAUAUGGAUGGUUUUUUUGUUGCGAAGUUGAAAAAAUUGAGCAACUCAAAGCAAGGUGCAAAACCAUCAGAAACAUCUGAAAAUGUCGAAAUAGAUACAGAGGUUGUGGAGGAAGAGGACAAACCAAGUAAUGGCGUAAAAGAAAAUGGCAAACAAACUUCUGAAUCUGAAUUGAAAACGAAGGAAAAAAGGAAAUUCCCAUCAAAACCAAGUAAUGGUAUUAAAGCAAAUGGCAAAGUGUCUUCCGAACCAGAAUCCAAAAGAAGGAAGAAAAGGCUAUUUCCAUCUAAAGAGGAGAUUUCAAAUGCCAGGGAGCAGAAGAGGAGUGCUUUAAGAGAAAACAAGGAAAAGGGUGGUAAGCAACAGAGGUCAAAAAGGCAGUGAUAAUGCAUGGAGCAGUGAUAACCAACUGCAGUUUUAGAACUGAUUCUCACCCCAACAACAUGGGAGUGUCUAGGGUGAUUUCUUGUCAUAUUAGUGUACCCUGUAACCAAUGGCAUGCCCUAAUUGUGGGGCCCAGUUUUGUUUUAUUUCUUAAGUUAUUUAGCUAUGUUUUAAGCAAAGCUGUAAAUCAGAUAUCCCCCCUCUUUUGGUAUUUGAAAUUAAUUUUUAAUUAUUGUCCUGAUGAUGCUUAUUGCCCUGCGUAUUUGUUACCUAUGGAAGAAUUAUAGUUGCUUCAAAUGAUAUUAUAGUAUUGAUAAAUGAUUUCAAAGGUGAUUGUUAA
Lotus japonicus is the source of this 2291-nucleotide messenger RNA. Its product is annotated as 26S rRNA (cytosine-C(5))-methyltransferase NOP2B-like. The record is from RefSeq and is a predicted model, not a curated record. The coding region runs from base 95 to 1951 and encodes 618 amino acids. Gene Ontology annotation, cellular component: nucleolus. NCBI's taxonomy places the organism in Eukaryota, Viridiplantae, Streptophyta, Magnoliopsida, Fabales, Fabaceae. Gene Ontology annotation, biological process: rRNA base methylation; maturation of LSU-rRNA. The transcript is spliced from 17 exons. Gene Ontology annotation, molecular function: rRNA (cytosine-C5-)-methyltransferase activity; RNA binding.